Zasmidium cellare ATCC 36951 is the source of this 1173-nucleotide messenger RNA. RefSeq lists its product as uncharacterized. The record is from RefSeq and is a predicted model, not a curated record. The transcript is spliced from 3 exons. The coding region runs from base 1 to 1173 and encodes 390 amino acids. NCBI's taxonomy places the organism in Eukaryota, Fungi, Ascomycota, Dothideomycetes, Mycosphaerellales, Mycosphaerellaceae. Gene Ontology annotation, molecular function: FAD binding.
AUGGCCUCGAACGAGAAGGUCAUCAUCAUUGGUGCCGGUGUUUCUGGCCUCGUCCUCGCACAGAUCCUGCGGCAGGGUGGCGUUCCCUAUGAAGUCUACGACCGCGAUGAUGGGACGCACUGGCAAGGCUGGGCCAUCAGUCUGGACAAAUGUCUUCAAUCACUCUACCCACUGCUCCCACCCGACAUUCAAGACCCGGCCCAGGCCAGCCCGAAUUACCACUCAAGCAAACCGGAUGGUUUUUGGGUUGUCAACGCCGUAACUCACGAGUCCCUUGGUGUCACUGAGAACGCACCUAGAGGUCAUCCCGAUAACAUGAUCCAUGCGAAUCGGGACCAUUUCCGGAAGAUUUUCAUGCAGAAUGUAAAGGUCCAGUUUGGUAAAACAUUCCAAAAGUAUGAAGAGAGCGGAGAUGGGUCGUUGGAUGUAUUUUUUACCGAUGGGACGAGCACGAAAGGGACGGUGCUUGUUGGGUCGGAUGGAUCGAGUUCGAAAGUGAGACAGCAACUGCUGAACGGUUUCAAGGCUGCUCCGAGCAGGUAUACUUCUAUCCUGGGCAGCGUGACGGUGGACAUAGACCUCAGUGCCAAACUCCUCGGCGAAAGCAACAGCGGCCUCCUCGUCGCGGAUAAAGACCAGAAGGCCAAUUGUCUCGUUCUGGACCACAACAAAGACGGGACGGACCUCUUCUGCUGGGUCCUGGCGUACAAAGUGGCUGAGUAUGAGAAGGAGCAUAUGUGGGCGAGAAUGGCGAGCCCAGAGGAGCUGUUCGAGAAAGCGAAGGAGAGGACGGCGCAUUGGCCGGACUUCAUGAGGGAGACGGUGAAGAGGACUGGGCCGGAGGGUAUGUAUCGGCCUUUCAGGCUUUUGGAGACUGUACUGGAGAAAGAUGAGUUGCCGAGGGGGAGGGUGACGUUGCUUGGGGAUGCGAUGCAUUCGAUGCUUCCAUUCCGGGGCAUGGGCGCCAAUACGGGUAUCUCAGGGGCUUGCCUGCUCGGGAAGUCUCUUCUCGAUGGACUCAAACAGGACACGAGUGUCGAUGAUAUCCUGAGAGCGUAUGAACGAGAGUGGAUCCCCAAGAGCAGGGAAGUCGUUCUCGAAUCAAGAGCAGCAGGCGCAGGCGACGAAAACGCGGAUCUGUCGGGCGGUCGUAUCGAGAACGGCGGGCCGUGA